This is a messenger RNA of Heterocephalus glaber (naked mole-rat), 2843 nucleotides long. RefSeq names its product glutathione S-transferase theta-3-like. The record is from RefSeq and is a predicted model, not a curated record. Gene Ontology annotation, cellular component: cytoplasm. Lineage: Eukaryota; Metazoa; Chordata; Mammalia; Rodentia; Bathyergidae. Gene Ontology annotation, biological process: glutathione metabolic process. Gene Ontology annotation, molecular function: glutathione transferase activity.
CCUCCAUCCUGGGUGCUGUGCCCUGGACAGGGUGGGGAAAUGGCUCCAUCUCUUCUUUUUCCCUCUGUUCCAGGGGACUCCGAGGCCACUCCUCUCUUGGCUCUCUCCAGGGUAGAGGGAGGGGGCUUGGGCUGACCGCACACAGCCCAAGUCUUUCCACCUUAAAUCCACUGAGAGUUUAUAUUGGAAGCAUCGCUGGAGUCUCGUUUCUCAUUAAGGCUCUCCGUGCACCAUUUGAUGAAGGACAUUGGACAUUGAGGUCCCGGGAAAGAGGUCUGACCUGGCAGCGACCCUUCCCCACUCCCCGAAAGGUGUCCGGGCUUGUUUGUGCCCUACCCACCUGGGAAGAACACCUGCGGCCCAGAUUCUACCCGAGGGACGGAGGAGGACGCAAGAGCCUGAUCAAGAGCCUGAUCGGGCUAAAAUUCUCUGGAUCCAACCAAUGGACAGCAAGGGCGUGGUCGGGCCGGGGUCCUCCGGCUGGGUCUGUCUGCAGCCUGGGGCCCAGCCGUUCCUUCCUUCCGGCAGUUUUUGUUUCAGCUCCUAGGUCUGCAUGCCACCCCGCCAUGGGCCUGGAUCUCUACCUCGACCUUAUGUCCCAGCCCUGCCGCGCAGUCUACAUCUUUGCCAAGAAAAACGGCAUCCCUUUCCAGCUGCGCACGGUGGAGCUGCUCAAAGGCCAGCACUACACAGAUUCCUUUGCUCAGGUCAACCCCCUGAGGAAGGUGCCAGCCUUGAAGGAUGAGGACUUCAUCUUGGCUGAGAGUGUGGCCAUUCUGCUGUAUCUGAGUCACAAGUACAAGACCCCUGACCACUGGUACCCCCAGGACCUGCAGGCCAGAGCCUGGGUGGAUGAGUACCUGUCCUGGCAGCACACGGCCUUGCGGAGUUGCUGCACUUGGGCCAUGUGGCAGAAGAUGAUGUUCCCUGUUGUGCUGCAUCAGCUGGUGCCCCAGGAGACAUUGUCGUACACUUUGGCUGAGCUGGACAGUUGCCUGCAGCUGCUUGAGACCAAGUUCCUUCGGGAUCAGGCCUUCCUCACUGGUCCCCAAAUCUCUGUGGCUGACUUGAUGGCCAUCACGGAACUGAUGCAUGUGUUGCUGAGCAGCCUUGCCCUCCCAUGCCUACUCUUAGUCCUGACGACUACCUUCUCCAUCCCCAACUUUGGCUCCCAGACUUGUCACUCGUUCCUGCCAUUUCCUCUCAAGACUGUCACGACCCACCUUGUCUUUGUGACCCAAGACCCUCUGAUAUGUGAUAUUUAAUAAACUGUUAACAGGACAGGGAAGAUCAUAGCAGAACUUUUCUUGACCUCCCUGACUUCCCUGUAGCCUCCUCUAUUAUGUACAAUUAUAUAGUAACUUUUAUGUGUGAUUGACUUUGUUUAUAGACACUCAGAGAAUUUUAAUUAUACUGUAUUUGAGUUUUUGGUUUUGGUAAUGGGGAUCGAACUCCGGACUUUGCGCUUGCAAGGCAGGCGCUGGAACCACUUAGCUAAAUCCCCGGCCCGAUUAUACUGUAUUUGAAAGUUCCAACUCAAGUGACUUUGGAAAACUACCAGCAGCCCAGCUGGACCGGGUGGGAGGGUCCUUGAUAAUACCAAAGUCUAUUGGGGGGGUUGCCUACAGAACUUCCGGAAAUCAGAGCUAGCUCAGCUGUCCCGUCUGCAGAGGCGGGGAUGCCCUCUGGGUAGCCAAUUGGGGAGCGGUGAGUCUGCUCAGCCAAUGAGGAGCCUGGUUGCCGUGGCGCUCCGCCCCUACUCCGUAUUGUGCUGCCCUUUGGAACUUCCAACUCUACUCCAACAUCUUUGCUGCUGCUAUUCCUCUAGCUCUCCCUGCCUUGUCUGACAGCUGACCGUUGAGCUGACUGUGUUCCCGCGGGACUGGAGAAGCGGGUCUGCACGGCCAUCCUGGGCAAACCCGAGGAUGCGAGCGAGGAUUGAGGUUGCCUGGACGAGGGGAGGUUGGGGAGCAGCAGUCAGGUUCUGCCCACACCUCGCCUUUCAAGUGACCUGGACUCUUCUCCCUAAGGACCUUAAUUCUCCCGCCAACCCUCACGUUCCAUGCCCCAUGAUGCCGGGUGGCCUGCCUUUCCGUUGCCCGUACUAGCCCUCCCCAGCCAUGCCCCCGACGUACGCGACCUCCAAGGAACCCAGCCGCUCUUGUGCUCUGCCCUGCUGCUGCGACGUGCCCUGGUCCCAUACUCCACCUUCAGGUGAAAUUUUCCUGUCCCCUACGACGUGUGACUGUAAAGGUGCGGCCUGGCCUGACGGUGGUGCUGUGUGCAUCCGCGGAGCCCUGCACGCAUUUGCUCCUGCCCUCCAUCUGCCUGGUGGGCACAGCGGAGCAGAACCAGCGCCGGCUUCUUCGAGUUCCUCACCAGGGAUCUGGGCCUGGGUCCGGACCAGUGUGUAAUGGUAGUGAGAGGACCCGUUUGGAACUGCUGUGUGACGAGAAGCAGUGAUCCUGGCAUUACAGUCCUUGCUUUGCCCAGGAAGGACUGACACAUUUAAGGCCUGGCACCCUGGGCCCCUUGACUCCUAUGUUCUGUUGAGCGUCUAUGUUCAGGGUGAUGUUAAAGUUGAGUAACUUCCUGGUUUUGCAGUGGACCCUGUUGUCGAUCAAUUCAAACUAAAAAACCAGGGGUUUUAGAAAUUGCAACUAGGGAAAUAGCUCUGAACAAGUGUUCUGAGGAAGGAAUGCAAAGUGGGACUUUAUAUUGGGAUGCACUAGUGAAAACUUUUGUAGGAAUCUUCUUUGAGAAAGAACAGAGACUGUUUGAGAGAUAAAAGAUAAAGAAAGUGUAUAUUUAGUGAAACUAUCCAUAAAACAAGAGUCUGAUAA